Messenger RNA from Haliotis rufescens (red abalone), 1105 nucleotides. RefSeq lists its product as uncharacterized. NCBI's taxonomy places the organism in Eukaryota, Metazoa, Mollusca, Gastropoda, Lepetellida, Haliotidae. The record is from RefSeq and is a predicted model, not a curated record. The coding region runs from base 91 to 969 and encodes 292 amino acids. Gene Ontology annotation, molecular function: metallopeptidase activity. The transcript is spliced from 7 exons.
AUUAAAUAGUGGGAAGGUACUGAAAACGACAGAUGUUACAAGUGAACCUAUAUUUUAAAAUUACAUUACAACGUUGUAUUCUAUCGCAGCAUGUUGCUUGCAUUAUUCUUGCAAGUAGUCGCUGUAGCGGCUAUCCCCUCCCCUCCAUUGUCUGACACAGGGUUAAACAGCUCUAGAGCUCUCCAUGGAUACCGUGCGUCUUUCAAACACAAAUAUGUCGUGCGCAGCGGUUCAAUCCAUGACCACAAGCCUUCCGAGCCCAGCAUUCCCAUAGACGCAACACAGCACACCAGUGCCACAGCUCAUGAAAAGGCAGCUUUGAUCGUCAGUCUGAUGACGCGUCACAUGCCGAAUGACGUGUUUCAUGGGCUGACAACGUCACAUGGUGUCGGGGUGUUUACAACCAGCGACAAAUUGACAGCUUUCCCAGAGAACGCCAAUUUAGCUGACACGUCGGCGUGCCGUGGUACAUGUGCUGGGAGCUGCUCACAUACGUGUACGUUUGACGGACGCAAGUACGAAUCGCUCGCCGCCCUGUCCAAUUCUCGAAGCGUGGUAGUUGACCACAACGUUCUCUGUGACAGCCACGACGGAUACGGCCACAAGGAAAAUCUUCUGGUACACGAGUUCGGCCAUCUCACCAUGGCGUACAUGCCCGGUACUUGGAGAAAUAAGAUCAUCGCAGCAUACGAUCACGCCAAAGCCCACCGUCUAUGGACGUUGAACACGUACGCCAUGGCCAACCACAACGAGUACUGGGCAGAAGCCACUUCCUCUUUCUUCAUGUCAAUCAAGAGAACUGACGUCACAGGAGGAAUGGACAUGUGUGGUACGUCUCAGCCGUGUCCGUCAGAGCAGGCGUCUCGCAACUACAUCAAGCACCAUGACCCUCAACUGUACGCCGCCCUAGAGUACGCCUACACCAACAACCGCCCCCAAAUCGCUAGUCACCUCAAGCCGUGUCAGUAGUUGUCGGGAAACUACAACUUCUGAAAGCGUGUUAGAUUGCAUUUCUUAAAUGUACUUCUCAUUUGGAAGUAAAACAAGGCUCGCCUGGAUAUAUGGUCGACGGUUAAAGGGUACAGAAAUAAAGCUACUUAUCAGA